UCCCAGAAUGCCGCUGUGUGCCAGCGAAGCAGUGAUCAAUGAUCAGACACCAACUGAAGACAAUGGAUUAAAAAUCGAUUAUUAAUCAGCGAUACACGAGAGACAUUAGUCAGCAGUUUAAAGAUCAACCGAUGACUGAAGAGCUUGAGGAGCGCUCAUCGGGUUUGAAUCGGAUGUUAAUCGUUAUAGUGCUGAUCGUGCCAUCACUGAAUUACUGCUGUAUAUAACAUAAAAAAUUAUAUAAAAUCAUCAACAUUGUAUUAAUACCGUCGUCAACAAGAGCUCAAGACAAACACAACAGAGUAAAUGGCGAGUCCUAGAACCAGACGUGUGCUAAAGGAGGUGCGGACAGAAGAUGAGAAUAAUGUGUGUUUUGAAUGUGGUGCGUUUAACCCACAGUGGGUGAGCGUGACAUACGGUAUCUGGAUCUGUCUGGAGUGUUCGGGCAAACACAGAGGACUCGGAGUUCACCUCAGCUUUGUGCGAUCUGUGUCAAUGGAUAAGUGGAAGGACUUGGAGCUUGAGAAAAUGAAGGCUGGAGGAAACGGGAAGUUCCGUGUUUUCCUGGAGCUUCAGGAUGAUUAUGAUCCCAGUUGGAGUUUGCAAGAGAAAUACAACAGCAAAGCUGCUGCACUCUUCAGAGAUAAGGUGGCGACUCUAGCUGAGGGAAAGGAAUGGUCUAUUGAGAAUUCAUCUGCUAAAGACUGGACUCCACCACAAAACAAGACCGGCCUGAGCGCUGCACACCGGUCGAGUGCUGGUGUAGGUCAGAGUUCGUCUCACUCUGAUAAAGCAUUUGAAGACUGGCUCAGUGAUGAUGUCAACUCAUACCAGAAUGCUGGUGGGUCCGGUGCUCAGGAGAAUAGAUAUGUGGGCUUCGGUAACACUCCAAACCCACCCAAGAAAGAAGAUGAUUUCAUCAAUAACACCAUGUCCUCCUUAUACUCCGGCUGGAGCAGUUUCACUGUCGGAGCGAGUAAGUUUGCAUCAGUCGCUAAAGACAAUACCUCAAAACUAGCCAACCAAGCCACUCUGAAGUUAUGGGGUUAUAAACCGCCCCCGGAGCCGGCUGCUGAAUUGGGCCAAACAUUAAAUAACACCGUUAUCAAACCCACACAAGAGAAGGUGAAGGAAGGAAAGUUAUUUGACGACAUGACUGUCAGUAUCACAGGACUGGCCACAAAGGUUCAGGGAGCAGGUGCAAAGGGUUGGAAGGAUAUGACAUCAUUCUUUGGUGGAAAAGAUGGCACAGAUGAGAGUGCUUAUGAAGGUUAUCAGAACCAGGAUACUUUCAGCAGUGAGGACAAUAGAGGUGCUAAGCAGGACUUCUGGGAGACCUUCGGUAACUCGGCUCCUAAAAAAUCUGACAGCAACACCUCUGCUGAGAAGAACUGGAGCUUAGAAGCUCAGGCUAACAAUAAGAGCAGCACCGGAGACAGCUGGGACACCUGGGACAACGCCUGGGAGAGCGCUGGAGAUGCCAAGAGCAAGAAGCCUUCAGAGGAGUCAUGGGACAACAGCGGCUGGUGAUCAAAUGGAACCAGGGUAAACCUGGUCUUAUCCUAGAGGGUUUGUGAAAUCAGGUGUGUUUAAGAAUAUUUGUCUGUACAAAAAAUUUAGAACAUCUGUCAUAAACCCACCUCAGAUGAGUGUCCUAUCAUGUCCUCAGAGUAGUACAUUGAGUGUAUCCUUUUCAUUCUUAUGGUUAUCGAUUUCUGUUGAUGAAUAUGUUAAUAAAGAUUUUCAGAUGUGGCCUCUCUGUCCUUGAUAGAGAUUACAACUUUUGACAUUUAGUCCUUUCAAGUCAUUGUUAAAGCAGCUUUAUGAUGUGAUCUGCAUGUCAGCUACUGUUUGUGGUCUGUGGAUCCUAAUAAAUGCAACUAAUAAACAUUCUGAUAAUGUAAUCAAGUCAGUUUAAUGGAUGUUUUUCUUUCUUUUUUUUUUUAUAAAUCUCUAUAAAAUAAAAAAAAUAGGUUAUUGUAAAGUACAUUCUUGCUGCAGUCAAUUUCUUGAGUUUUAAUUUUGCAAUAAUAUUAUACACUUCACACCACACAUACAUGAUCUGUUGUGUGCCAGAUGUGCAUUAUCAGUUUGAACUCUUCUAUUCUAAACAUCAGGAUGAUAAUUACUACCAUGUAUGUAGUGUAUCUUGCAAUAUGCUAAAUGUUUUUCCAUCAAGUCAAGCUGUAAAACAACACAUGCUGUUAUCUGGGUGAAGUGGGAAAGCUCUGCUCUAUAUUCUGCUAGUUAAAUACUUAAAUAUAUGAAGUGUAAUAAAAUUUAUUUUAC
Messenger RNA from Xyrauchen texanus (razorback sucker), 2289 nucleotides. It is a transcript of the gene arfgap1, whose product is annotated as ADP-ribosylation factor GTPase activating protein 1. Gene Ontology annotation, cellular component: Golgi membrane. The record is from RefSeq and is a predicted model, not a curated record. Bases 307 to 1530 code for a protein of 407 amino acids. Lineage: Eukaryota; Metazoa; Chordata; Actinopteri; Cypriniformes; Catostomidae. Gene Ontology annotation, biological process: regulation of endocytosis; regulation of ARF protein signal transduction. Gene Ontology annotation, molecular function: GTPase activator activity. The transcript is spliced from 14 exons.